CGAACGGCGGGUGUAAAGGUCGGUGCGGAGUGUAUUGCCCAUGAUGUCCACAGCUUCAUUUUUUCAAAUUCCAACAAAAGGAACAGUGUAUUGUACACUAUCACAGCGCCGCAUUCCACAACAAAUGCAUGUGUUCUGUCGUUGUGACCGUUGUGGACACACUGUCAAUCGUUAUCGUGAAAAUGCUUGAGGUUGAGUGAAUGAAGAACAGCCACAACAACAAGGAAGAACGUGUUCAACACCGACACCCUAUGGUAUAACUGAUGAACGGUACAGCUACAAUGAGGAAGUAUCUUCUAUUCCUGCUCAUUUUUGGGAAAGUUCUAGCUGUCACAAAGGCGUUUGAAUGUUGGAAGUGUAACAGCAAGGACAAUGAAGAAUGCAGAAUGGAGAACCCAUAUCUUGAAUCCAAGUUGAAGGAAACGUGCAGCGAUGGAGUGACAUCAUGUAUAAAAAUAACCGGGGGAGUGUCCGACAUCACAUAUCGCCAAUGUUCAGCCCCAACUGACACAAAAUGUUUCGAGCUGAGUUUUGAUUGCAUCGGUGAUGACCCUUGUAUUUUGAACUACUGUUGUAAACAUGGACUUUGUAAUGGUGCUUCUCUAGUGACCUUUGACCUUUCUUUCUAUACUUUUGUGUUGAUCACCAUGAUAUUGUUCAAAUAGUUUGCAAAGGGGAUGGUACAAUGAAUUAUGCACUGAAAUAAUCAGAUCUAGUAUAGUAUGCAAGCCUUUUGCGAUUUAGAUUUGAAUAAUGUCUGGUAACAGGACUUGCUUAGUCACAAUGUACCGCUUACUUUUGAACUCCUCAGACUAUAGACCGUAUUAUUAUUAUUAUUAUUAUUAUUAUUCAUGGUUUAUUUAUUAAAACACUGCAAUAC
This is a messenger RNA of Asterias rubens (European starfish), 880 nucleotides long. RefSeq lists its product as uncharacterized. Bases 264 to 665 code for a protein of 133 amino acids. The record is from RefSeq and is a predicted model, not a curated record. NCBI's taxonomy places the organism in Eukaryota, Metazoa, Echinodermata, Asteroidea, Forcipulatida, Asteriidae. The transcript is spliced from 4 exons.